UUCGUCACGGAGAUAAUAUUAAAAACGCUAGGAGUGCAGAAAACAACAUUCACAUUUGACUGCGAUCAACAGAUAGAAGCGGAAACCACCGCUUGGGAGAGGCUCAAGCGAAUCCGUCCCCAGCUAGAUAAAAAAAUUGCAAAGAUAACCACGACAACAAUCGAUAAGAAAAAAAAACCUCGACUUGUGAAAAAGCGGCGAAACCCGAAAUUGAUUCAUUUUGCCAUAUUUAAAUGCGCAAUGUUAACACUUGCACGUUACGUCGCGCUGAUAAGCAGUUUAGGAUUUUUGACGAGUGUUGCGACUGGCAACGAACAAAAAAAUAAGGAAUGGUGGGAAACCACAUUGGUUUAUCAAAUCUGGCCCAGAGGUUUUCAGGAUUCCGACAACGAUGGCGAGGGUGACCUGAAGGGUAUUAUUAGUAAACUCGAUUAUCUCGAAGAUCUCGGGAUAGAGACAAUUUGGUUAAAUUCUAUUUACGAAUCGCCGUUCAUCGACUCGGGAUUCGACGUUUCCAAUUUCACGAAUGUAAAUUCUCUCUUCGGAACUAUGAAAGACUUCGAGGAUUUGGUGAAACAAGUGCACGUGCGAGGAAUGAAAAUUAUUCUGGACUUUAUUCCGAACCACUCCAGUGAUCAACAUAUAUUUUUCAAACGAUCGGUGAACAAACGGAAAUCGUAUACAGAUUACUACAUUUGGGCUGACGGUGGUGUUGACGAUAACGGCACGAGAACUCCACCGAAUAAUUGGGUGAGCACUUACAGCGACACCGAGGGGUCCGCGUGGACGUGGAAUAACGAGAGGAAACAAUGGUAUUAUCACAAAUUUCACCACACCCAACCGGAUUUUAACUUGAGAAACGAGGACUUGCUCGGAGAGUUAGAGCAAUCGCUAGAGUUCUGGCUGCUAAAAGGUGUCGACGGGUUUUGCAUUCAUUCGGUGCCGUAUUUCUUCGAGGACGGAGCUUUGCGAAACGAAUCGGUCGCCGGAAGUGGCGCUUACACUUUCGGUCUUCCCGAGAGCACGGCUCUUCUUUACAGACUUCGUCAAUUUGUCGACGAUUACGCGACAAAAUCGAAGGUCGAUCCGAAAUUGCUGAUCGCCGAAUCGUACGAUGCCUCUCACGAGAAUCUGAUGAAGUAUUACGGCAACAGCACGCACAAAGGCGUUCAACCUUUCAAUUUCAAUUUCAUCACGCGCAUACGUAACGACAGCGACGCCAGUGAUGUCAAACAGAUCGUUGACGAGUGGAUGAAACUUCUCCCGCAAAACUCUCCGACCAAUUGGGUGAUCUCAAAUCACGAAAAUUCGAGAGCAGCCGCGAGAAUCAGUCUCAAUCUGAUCGACGGUCUUCACAUGCUCGCUCUUCUCUUACCCGGGCAAGCGUACACUUAUUACGGCGACGAAAUAGCCAUGCUGGACACGAAGAUAACCUGGGAAGCUACCAUCGAUCCCAUGGGAUGCGCCAAAGGCCAGGACAAGUUCGAAAACUUUUCGAGAGAUCCGGCCAGGACCCCGAUGCAAUGGAACUCGGAAGUUGCGGCGGGAUUUUCGAAAAAUAAAACAACUUAUCUGCCUGUUAAUUCUGAUUACGUUUCUAGAAAUGUGAAAAUACAAAAGAACAAACUCAAAAGCAAUUUGCACACGUACAAGGAAUUGGCCAGUUUAAGAAAGAAAGAGGUCUUUAGGAACGGGGAUUACGAACUCGCAAGUUUGAACGACCAUCGUGUACUGGUGUUAAGAAGGUUUCUGAAGGAUUAUUACGUGUACAUCACCGUAAUUAAUUUUGGUUUACGGACGGAGCUGAUUGAUUUAACUAAGAUAUAUCCUGAUUUGAUAGAAACGCUGGAUGUUGUAGUUUCCUCUAGCAACGCGAUUCUCUCCCAGAGUUUUGUUUGGCGGAAUAAUAUCAUGUUGACGGCAAACGCUGCGCUCGUAUUAAAAGCCGAACGAUAUGUGGAAGAAACUUCAACCGCUUCAACGAUUACGUCGACAACCAGCACUGUUGCACCAUCGUCGAGCACCACGGAAUCUGAUAACGAGGCGUCGAGUUUCACAUCCGCGCUCCAUUUAGUGAUAAGCGCUGUUAUAACUGUAAUGGCAAUACAGAAUUUAGCAAUAAAAUAAAGAUAACGAAUUUGUAUGUGAUAUAAUAGAGAGUGCGCGACAAAAAUGUGAAAUGUCAAUUUUGUGCGAUCUUUGAUCAAAAUGUACGAUUGAGAGAUGCGAGAUACAAGAGCGAAUCAUAUUUUUCUCUCCGAACUUCCUCACACUUGGAGUUUUUUCCGUCGUUCAUAAUUUCAUUUAAUUUUUUGCAAAUGUGUUUAAGAACAUCGGACUAACGUGACUAAAUAAAGACUUUUUCCGGUUCACGAGAUUUAAUAAGUAUAUUUAAAGAUAAUAAGAAGCGAUACGCGGGAUUGAACGAGAUUAUAAAUUGUUAAUAAUAGCGAAGCUAUUAUUAUCUCUCUUGCGUGUGAAGUUAAAAACAGUUUACAGAUGUGUGUAUAGAGGUCAUUUGGGAUCACCAGAUAUCAGCUUGUGGUAGCAAUAUAUGUAGGUAAAUAUGGCCCGGAGAUUUAUUCCCCGCGAAGACUUCGAGAGAGAUCAACAUAAUUUUCUCGCGCGCGCGCUCGUCUAACAAUAAAUUAAAUCUAGAAGACGAGAAUCUGAAGACAUAUAAUAAAACACAUAGUAUCUCUAAAAGUGAUAGAGAAAAAGAGUUCGCGAGAACGCAAGAAAGAAAUGCCGGGGUUGCGAGUGUAAAGUGUUAAUAAUAUUAUUUUGCAAUCGUUGACGCAACAAAAAUUAUGUGUAGAAGAUAAUAGAAGUUUUGGAAUAUUUUUAAACGCGCGUUACUUUAGACUCUUGUUGUGCUGUGUGUGUGUAUAUACGAAAACAAGAUAGCGAGAGAGAGAAAAUGAAACUGCUUCACGAAAAACUCACAUUCGCUCGCGCUCAGAACGCCCCAACGUACGACGCCAUUCCACUGAUUGUUAUCGAUAAGGGGAAAAGCACGCAUUUCGAAGUUCACGGAGACGAUCUGAAGUAUUACGUUUCCAGUCCGUUCUGGAUGAAAUUUCGAUUGUUGUUAUUUUGGAUACUGUGGAUUGCGCUCGUAACGGCAAUGAUAACCCUUGUUCUUACGUGUUUUUGUUUCACGCCACAAUUCUGUUACAAUUCACAUGUUCAUCGCUACAUUCGCAGUCAUAUGCAAGAAUAAGGUCAUUACCGGUGAUACGUAUCUUAUCGACAGAUUGUUGUCGUGACGCGCGAUGUUAUCGAGAUCGUUGAAUUCCUUGGUGCAAAUUCGACUCUUCGAAUGGAAUGGUGUGAUAUAACAAUUAAGGGUGCCGUAUAUAAUUGGCGUCGAAUGGCGUCGAUAUUUAAGUAGUCUCUCUACUUGGGGGUGUCACGAAUAUUAAUCUGAAAUUUCGACUGUCAUAAAACAUUCGCAAAUUUCCAGAUUACACGUAACUUACUUCGAUAAUUAAAAAAAAAAAAAAAAAUAAAAACUCAUUUAACAAAGUAGACG
Messenger RNA from Pseudomyrmex gracilis, 3535 nucleotides. RefSeq names its product maltase A3-like. Bases 241 to 2127 code for a protein of 628 amino acids. Lineage: Eukaryota; Metazoa; Arthropoda; Insecta; Hymenoptera; Formicidae. Gene Ontology annotation, biological process: carbohydrate metabolic process. The record is from RefSeq and is a predicted model, not a curated record. The transcript is spliced from 13 exons.